AUGGUAUCCUUGCGACUUUAUAUCCGAGCCCGGAUGUUAAGGAACACUGGACUCGACGAUUAUACUAUUGUGGCAGCAAUGAUCAUGGUCUCCAGCUAUACAGUUCUCACCACGGUGAAUGUCGUUUUGGGCUACGGGAGCCAUACCUCUGCGUUGAUGGGAAAAGGCGGCAUGGAUUUGGUCGAACACAUUCUAGUUAUUAAUUAUGCAGACCUCACACUAGAGAUUAUGUCUUUCACAACUCCGAAACUCGCCGUCGCUGCUCUCCUGCAUCGUAUCAUGAAUCCCAGCCGCUUGCACCGAAUAUGGUUAUGGAUAUUGACGGGCUUCGUGUUCGUGGCAUCGACCAUCUGCAUCAUCGUUCUCUUCACCAUGCGUGAUCCUCCCCAGGCUCUAUGGAACAUUCAUCUCAUGAGGGAAGGGGCAACAUGCGUCCGACCAAGAUCCUGGUGGGCUAUGCAAUCUUCACUGGAGGUACGUUGUUCUUUCCGCGUGGUCGAUCUAUAUCUUGCAAUCUAUCCGACUGUGGUGUUGCUACAACUUCAAAUGUCGGUUAAGAAAAAAAUUGGCCCUGUGCGCGGCUUUGGGCUUGGGCGCUGUAGCCUGUGCAAUGGCUAUUGUCAAGUUGCUACAGCUACCGGUCUAUAUAAUACGGAACAUGUAAGUUCUUUUUGUGCACAAAGUGAGAUAAACAGAUGCAACAGCAGAUCUUGUUAUCUGGACGAGUGUCGAAUCAAACAUCAUCAUUAUGGCCUCCUGCAUCCCAUCCUUGGGGGUCCGAUGUAUGAAAUGAUCCGAGGCAAACUGUUCCUGGAGUUCUUACAGGCGAUAUGA
This is a messenger RNA of Penicillium egyptiacum, 834 nucleotides long. Lineage: Eukaryota; Fungi; Ascomycota; Eurotiomycetes; Eurotiales; Aspergillaceae. The record is from the annotation of a GenBank genome assembly.